This is a messenger RNA of Perognathus longimembris pacificus (Pacific pocket mouse), 315 nucleotides long. Its product is annotated as small ubiquitin-related modifier 2-like. Gene Ontology annotation, cellular component: nucleus. The transcript has a single exon. Gene Ontology annotation, biological process: protein sumoylation. The record is from RefSeq and is a predicted model, not a curated record. Gene Ontology annotation, molecular function: protein tag activity; ubiquitin-like protein ligase binding. The coding region runs from base 46 to 315 and encodes 89 amino acids. NCBI's taxonomy places the organism in Eukaryota, Metazoa, Chordata, Mammalia, Rodentia, Heteromyidae.
GACCUCUUUUGUGAAACAGCAUCUGAGGAGACUCCAGUACUUGCGAUGGCCGAUGAAAAGCCCAAAGAAGGAGUCAAGACUGAGAACAACGACCAUAUUAAUUUGAAGGUGGUGGGGCAGGAUGGGUCUGUGGUGCAGUUUAAGAUUAAGAGGCAUACACCACUUAGUAAACUAAUGAAAGCCUAUUGUGAACGACAGGGUUUAUGGAUGAGGCAGAUCAGAUUCCGAUUUGAUGGGCAGCUGAUCAAUGAAAGAGACACAUCUGCACAGUUGGAAAUGGAGGAUGAAGAUACAAUUGAUGUGUUCCAGCAGUAG